Messenger RNA from Colletotrichum abscissum, 1794 nucleotides. Its product is annotated as carboxypeptidase S1. The coding region runs from base 1 to 1794 and encodes 597 amino acids. Lineage: Eukaryota; Fungi; Ascomycota; Sordariomycetes; Glomerellales; Glomerellaceae. The transcript has a single exon. The record is from RefSeq and is a predicted model, not a curated record. Gene Ontology annotation, biological process: proteolysis. Gene Ontology annotation, molecular function: serine-type carboxypeptidase activity. Gene Ontology annotation, cellular component: fungal-type vacuole.
AUGCGGGCUACUCUCGUUUGCGCCGUUGCCUUCUUUUCAUCUCUGACUUCUGCGCAGUUCGUUGCGCAGCCUACGGAUCUCAAGACGGUCAAGGGGGCCGGAGGCGUCAAUGUCCGAUUUAAAGAGGUGCCGAACGGCAUCUGCGAGACGAACCCCAACGUGAAGAGCUUCGCCGGCUACGUGGACGUCAGCCCAACGCAGCACAUGUACUUUUACAUGUUUGAAGCACGACAGAAUGCCGCCGCAGCUCCCUUGACCGUCAGGCUCGACGGCGGGCCGGGAGCGUCCUCCAUGAACGGCCUCUUCACCGAGAUCGGCCCUUGUUCCAUCGACGCCAAGGGCAAAGUGGUGGACAACCCGAACUCGUGGUCGACGGUGAGCAACCUGCUCUUCGUCGACCAGCCCGCGACCGUCGGCUUCUCCUUCACCAACCUGGUCAACGGCACCGUCAACCCAAAGACGGCCGAGAUCGUGCCCCAGCAGUGCACAUCCGCGGACCCCAUGUGCGGGACCUACUCCUCCAUGGACGUCUCCCUGACGCCCAACUCGACGGCCGACGCUGCGAAAGUCUUUUACCAGGUGAUGCAGGGGAUCAUGGGCGCCUUCCCGCAGUACGCGGCCAACGGCGUACACAUCAACGGUCAGUCGUACGGCGGCCAUUACGUGCCGGUCUUCGCCGACUUCAUCACCCAGCAGAACAAGGCGAAAGCCCCCGGCACCGUCCAGGUGCCCCUCAAGUCCAUCUCCAUCGAGGACGGCUUCAUGGACACCCGCGUGCAGUUCGGCGCCUAUUUCAACUACUCCGUCUCCCCGGGUAACCCCUACGACGUGAAACCCUUCAACGACACCCAGCAGAAGCAGCUCUUCACCAACAUGUUUGGCCAGGGCGGCUGCCAGGACCGUCAAAACGCCUGCAACGCCCAGCCGACCGACAAGCUCUGCGCCGAGGCCGACGCCUUCUGCGUCAAGAACGUGGAAGACUUUUGGGACGUCAACGCCGGCCGCGCCGAGAACGACAUCCGCCUCCUCCUUCCGGAACCCUACCCCUCGGCCACGUUCGUGAGCUACCUCAACAGGGCCGACGUGCAAGCCGCCAUUGGGGCGUCCAACAACUUCACGCAGGCGUCGGUGCAGACCGCCAUCGCCUUCGGGUCCACGGGCGACGACAGCCGUACGGGGGCGCUGGUCACGCAGUCGCUCAAGAACCUCGUCCAGCAGGGCAUCACCGUCUCCCUCUUCACCGGCGACGCCGACUACGACAGCAACAUGAUUGGUGCACAGAUCGUCGCGGCGCAGCUGGGCACGGCGAACUGGGCGAGCGCCGGGUUCGUCAACAUGUCUGCCAACACGGACGGGCAGGUACCCGGGGAGGUGAAGCAGGCCGACAACUUCUCCUUCACGCGGCUCUUCUUCGCGGGUCACCUCUCUGCCUUUAACCAGCCCGAGGCGGCGCUGAGGAUCCAGGAGCGGACGAUCAAGGGGGUGGACAUCGCGUCUGGGACGACGCCGAUGGUGUUUGGGAAGAACUUGAUCACGCAGGGCCCGCCGGAGAGCACCUUCAGAGAAGGGUCCGCGACGGUGCAGACAAAGGUUGUUCCCAAGGGCGCCGUGUAUGAUCCGCAUACGCAUCUGCCCGUUUUGCCUGCACAGGCGGCGGCGGUGGAUGGUGGUGCUGAGUUUAGUGUCAAGGCCGACCAAGAUCCGGAUAUGGAGCCUCAUCCGCUGGCUGGUAUGACGGCGAAGAAUAUCAGAAAGAUGUUGAGAGAAAAUGGGCCGCCACAGCUAAGAAUUUAG